Messenger RNA from Aspergillus bombycis, 876 nucleotides. RefSeq names its product MBL fold metallo-hydrolase. The coding region runs from base 1 to 876 and encodes 291 amino acids. Lineage: Eukaryota; Fungi; Ascomycota; Eurotiomycetes; Eurotiales; Aspergillaceae. The record is from RefSeq and is a predicted model, not a curated record. The transcript has a single exon.
AUGUCCUCCCUCCGUGCAGCAGUAUACAUCGCCCCACCGACCCCCUUCAAAACGCCUGGCAAAGGAAGCGGCGGUGGGCUCUGGUCCCCCAUCUCCUGCACGCUGGUGUACUCAGCCACCGAGGCCGUCCUGGUAGACACGCCCAUCACCAUCAAACAGACACAGGACUUGAUAGCCUGGAUCGACCGCAUCGCGCCGAAGCGGAAGCUGUCGUACAUCUACAUCACACACGGCCACGGCGAUCACUUCUUCGGUCUCCCGCUGCUGCUUCAGCGCUUUCCAGAGGCCCAGCCAGUGGCCACGGCCGCCACCGUGCAGCAUAUGAAGCAGCAGGUCGAAGAGAAGAACUAUCACACUCAAUGGGAAUCGCGAUUCCCUGGAGAGAUCGCGAGACCGUUCGUCUUGGCGCAACCGCUGCCGGGAAGCAACGAGUUUAAGCUGCAAGACAGAUGGGUGUUCCAGGCUAUCGAGGUUGGACACUCGGACACUUACGAUUCCACCGCGCUGUGGGUCCCCGACCUGCUGCUGGCUGUAUGUGGAGAUAUAGUGUAUGGACAGGUGCACCAGAUGCUAUUUGAGGCUAAUACCACCGCCAAGCGCGAGGAGUGGAUAAGAGCAGUGGAGAAGAUCGAAGCUCUGGAUCCGUUGUAUGUGGUACCUGGCCAUUGCCAGGAGGGGGAGGUUUUGGGCCGCUGGCACCUCGCCAACACGAAGCAGUACAUCAGAGACUUUGCGAAUGUGCUAGAGAAGAAGCCCAAGUCUCCAAGAGAGAUUGUGGAAGCGAUGACCAAGCUGUAUCCCGAUCGGUACAAUACCGGUGCACUUAUAAUGGGGGCCAUGGGCUAUUUCCAGGCAUUGAAGGAAUCUCGGAUUUAA